Messenger RNA from Acanthosepion pharaonis, 678 nucleotides. NCBI's taxonomy places the organism in Eukaryota, Metazoa, Mollusca, Cephalopoda, Sepiida, Sepiidae. The record is from the annotation of a GenBank genome assembly.
AUGCAUAACGUUGCCAAGGUAACGGUGACGUCACGAACACUAAUUUGCUUUUUCUUUUUGUUUUCUUUCUUUACUUCCCCGACUUCCUUAAAAGAAAUAUCAUUAUUCGACGAUUCGUUUGUUAAAAAACAAAAGAAAAGCAAAAUUACAAGAAGCAAAAAUUUGCAAUAUUUGGCAGUGCCAGCCAAGAUGCCACAAGAAUGGCAGCCAGAUCUUCAUAAUUGGAAUCCAUACACUUGCAGCUAUGCAGAUGUGGCUAAGCGUGGUUGGCAAAAAUGGUCAGCAAUACAACCUAACUGGCUGGCUAAAAAGAAUUCAUCUUGUCACCCAGACUGGUAUAAUCGACGCGUCAACAACAUACGCAGAACAAACUACAAGGCAAUGAACUAUCACUACGAAAGACCACUAAAGCCCACAAGUCGAACACAUGACAAUUUUGUAUCAGUAAGUGGUGAAGUGAUGCCCAAGAAAACAACUGAACCAAUGCCACCUAACAGGUCAUUUUCUGCUCAGCCUCUUUUGUUAGGAGUCACAGAUGGAGACAUCCCAGCCCCAAAUUGGGGACGGUACCAUCCAGACUUCUAUGGAGAUCCAUACCGGCUACAGUCUCUACCCCCAAUACGGUCAGGAGGAAACUUUCAUGUUAUGAAAGAAGUUUUAAAAUUUGAGAGAGUGUAA